UUAUAUAUAUAUAAGAUAAUUGCAAAUUCGAAUAAAUUCGAGCGUUAGGGUUUUUACUUAGCGUCCGCAUCCAUAGAAAUUCCUGGAUUCCAUCAUCUUAACUCUCUUCUAUCAAUUCUGUUCACAGGAAAGGUGCUACACAGGGGACGAGCUCUAUCGAAUUUGGAAGGUUCUGGAACAUAUUGGCAUACUGAUCAGGGAAAGUACCAUGUGUGAAGUACUCUGAAGAUAGAUGUGCUGGGAGGAAUGUUAUUCUUUCUCACACAAAGUUGUAGUGGUUGCAUCCUGUGCAGGAAAAGAAUCAAAGAGAGACCCUUCUGUUUAAGGGGCUAAUAUGCCAUCCUAUAUGUCAAAACUACGAGCACCGGUUCACUUUCUAGGGUGGGAAGGUGGAUUUAAAAGUUCACUGGAGUUUCUUUUUGGGCAACAGAAACUCUUGUGUGGCAGUUCAAGCCUGUUUCACUCAGUACCUUAUUCCUCACUCACAGAAUUGCAUGCACUCUUAAGACCUGGCACUAUUUCUGGUUCUAGUUCAGAGCUAGUUAAUAGUAGGAGGAAUAUCUCUGUUCUUGGAGCAAUUUCUCGCACAUUUUCUAUUCCUUCUGUGUCAGGCCCUGCGUUACAGACCUGUGGGUAUCACAUUGAUUGUGCCAUUGCUGAAUCCAAUCAAUAUUCAACUCGCAGCAAGUUUCAAGACAACCCAAUGGCUGCUUGUGGUUCUAGAGCUGGACUUGGUGAAUGUUCUCUCGAGAAUCUAAGUUUUAGGAUUGCACGCACCUCUCCUCCAGCGAUCAGUCCUAGUAUUUGUUUCAACAAAAGAAGCGUUGAUUGCUGCCCAAAAGCCAGCAUGAGUUUGAAAAAUCAGGAGCAGCCUAGCAAUAAUGUGAUAUAUGGAUACUUUACAUACAAUGUUGCAAAAAGGUUUUGCAGCAGUUACCUACAUGCUGGGUUGGGAGCAAGGGAUCUUCAUAGUUCGUCCACUUCUUCCCUAGCUGCUGGUUCUGCCCCCAAUUUGUCAUUUGAUAAUUCUGCACGGGAGGAACAACUUGCCAACUCUACUGAUUCAUCCGCACAAAAGAUUCCGAAAGGCAAAUCGAUGAAACUGGUUUCUGGGUCUUGCUAUCUGCCCCACCCUGAUAAAGAAGAUACUGGUGGAGAGGACGCUCACUUUAUUUGUGUGGAUGAACAAGCUAUAGGGGUGGCUGAUGGUGUGGGUGGUUGGGCAGAUCUUGGUGUUGAUGCUGGACAGUAUUCCCGAGAACUCAUGUUUAAUUCAGUUAAUGCAGUUCAAGAGGAGCCCAAGGGCUCAAUUGAUCCAGCUAGAGUCUUGGAGAAGGCUCACUCGAAAACAAAAGCCAAAGGCUCCUCCACUGCCUGUAUCAUAGCGCUUACAGAACAAGGGCUCCAUGCAAUCAAUUUAGGAGACAGUGGAUUUAUGGUGGUUAGAGACGGAUGCACAAUAUUCAGAUCUCCUGUGCAGCAGCAUGAUUUUAACUUCACCUUUCAAUUGGAGAGUGGAAACAAUGGUGAUUUACCUAGCUCUGGACAGGUCUUCUCGGUCCCUGUUGCUCCUGGAGAUGUCAUAAUUGCUGGCACUGAUGGACUCUUUGAUAACUUGUACAACAACGAGAUCACCGCAGUGGUGGUUCAUGCCAUGAGAGCUGGCUUAGGCUCUCAGGUGACUGCCCAGAAGAUAGCUGCUCUUGCACGCCAGCGAGCUCAAGAUAAAGACCGACAAACACCUUUCUCCACUGCUGCUCAAGAUGCUGGGUUUCGGUACUACGGAGGCAAGCUUGACGACAUUACCGUCGUCGUGUCAUAUGUUGCCAGCUCCAACGACAAGUGAGUGUCCUGAACGUCUUCUCGCAUACUUUCAUCCCCACGUUUCUGUAUAUAAUCUUUGCAGCAUAUAAACAUUGACAUUGCUUAUUGUAUCAAAGCAUUUCAUUGAACUAUCUUAACUCUUUACAUGUUGAAGAGUGGAUGACCUCUUUUGUAAGUGAAAAAAAUCAGGGGCGUGAGCCAUCCCCAGGUUUGAGCGGUUGUUUCUCUGCUUUCUACUUCCAUCUGAA
Messenger RNA from Cucurbita moschata (crookneck pumpkin), 2072 nucleotides. Its product is annotated as probable protein phosphatase 2C 55. NCBI's taxonomy places the organism in Eukaryota, Viridiplantae, Streptophyta, Magnoliopsida, Cucurbitales, Cucurbitaceae. The transcript is spliced from 5 exons. Bases 335 to 1846 code for a protein of 503 amino acids. The record is from RefSeq and is a predicted model, not a curated record.